Molecule: messenger RNA, 2433 nt
Organism: Raphanus sativus (radish)
Lineage: Eukaryota; Viridiplantae; Streptophyta; Magnoliopsida; Brassicales; Brassicaceae
Product: cyclin-dependent kinase F-4
Exons: 13
Coding region: 829-2196 (455 amino acids)
Biological process (GO): protein phosphorylation; intracellular signal transduction
Cellular component (GO): nucleus; cytoplasm
Molecular function (GO): ATP binding; protein serine/threonine kinase activity
Source: RefSeq, a predicted model, not a curated record
UUUUUUUUAAUAGUUAUCACGAGAACCUCACAAAAAUACGCGGCAAGGAGAGAGAGAGAGAGAGAGAGAGAGAGAGAGAGAGAGCGGUGAGCUUGCGUAGGAGAUAACGUCUCUUUUCCCGUCGUCGGAGACGGAGGUUAUGCCUCUUGGCUGUUGAGGUUAAUAUUAAGCUUUCAUUUCUAAGUGCUUUUUGAGAUAUGGAACAAGGUCACAUCUGCUCAGGCUGCUACCUGUUUCGGGUUUCUUCGUUGCAAGAAGCACUCGAUUUACGGUUUCUUGCCCUCUCAGGCUUCCUUGGUGGCUCUUUCGUCAACUGCACUUAGUGGUACAGUACAACCUUCUUCUGUGGUGAUCUUAGGCUUCAUGUCUGCAAGUUAUCCUUUCUUGGCAUAGUCCUGAAGGCUCAUCUAAACCUGUCCUUACCUUAAAAUAAACUGUGCAAGUUCCUAUUCCAUGUCCGGUUCUUGUGGGUGACUAAACGAAGGAUGUACAAGCUUCUUUUCAAGUUUUGACAUGUCGUAGCUUUGAUAGUCUUUUCCUAGUAGAGUCUCUGAACCCCCUUGAGUGAAGCGUUGGUUCCUUACCCAGAUAACGUUCCUUCUUGUUGGUUCAUUGCGUCUUCCAGUCCUCGAUAUGUUUUGCCUUCUUCUCUUGGUGUCUUUCUUUUUCUUUGCUGGUCAACCGAUUGAUUUUCAAAGUAAAUAAAGGCCGGCUUACCUAGCGGGAGUAACUCUUGAGUUUGCUACUAUAAGAACAACUGGAAACUGAAGUUAUAUACAUUACAUAAAAAAAAUACUAAAGGAGAUACUUUACUUUACUGUUGGAGGGAUGGAGAGGUAUAAUUUAAUCAAAGAAGUUGGUGAUGGAACUUUUGGGAAUGUUUGGCGAGCUGUCAAUAAACAGACGGGUGAAGUCGUUGCAAUUAAAAAAAUGAAGAAGAAGUAUUUCUCUUGGGAAGAGUGUAUUAAUCUGAGGGAAGUGAAGUCGCUUAGCAGAAUGAAUCAUCCAAACAUUGUGAAGCUGAAGGAAGUCAUUCGGGAGAAUGAUAUCCUAUACUUUGUGUUCGAGUAUAUGGAGUGCAAUCUUUACCAGCUUAUGAAGGAUCGUCCUCAGCUUUUUGCGGAAUCUGAUGUCAGAAAUUGGUGCUUUCAAGUCUUUCAAGGCCUUUCUUACAUGCAUCAGCGUGGAUACUUCCACCGUGAUCUAAAGCCAGAAAAUCUAUUAGUCUCUAAAGAUGUCAUUAAGAUUGCUGAUCUUGGCCUAGCCCGGGAGAUUGAUUCGAGUCCACCUUAUACAGAGUAUGUCUCGACACGCUGGUACAGGGCACCUGAAGUACUACUACAGUCAUAUGUGUACACGUCAAAAGUUGAUAUGUGGGCGAUGGGCGCUAUUCUGGCUGAGCUGUUGUCUCUUCGUCCUCUCUUUCCUGGAGCUAGUGAAGCAGAUGAGAUCUAUAAAAUCUGCAGUGUGAUAGGUAGCCCAACUGAAGAGACAUGGUUGGAGGGGCUUAAUCUUGCUAGCGUUAUCAGUUACCAAUUCCCUCAGCUUCCCGGUGUACACCUUUCAAGCUUGAUGCCAUAUGCUAGUGCAGAGGCUGUUAACCUUGUUAAGCGUCUCUGCUCAUGGGAUCCCUGUGAUAGGCCAACUGCUGCAGAGGCUUUGCAGCAUCCGUUCUUCCAGAGUUGCUACUAUGUUCCACCAUCUCUCCGUGCCAAACUGUCUGUUGGACAGAGAGGGUCUCUCGAGCAUCAGCAGCAGUCCGUUAAGAGGUUGCCGGUAACUUUGACCAGUACUGCUAGUAAUAAUAAUAAUAAGGCGGUCAACAGCUAUGCUACUCCAAAGGCGAAUGCUCCUCCCUACGGUGCUUAUCAGACCCAGCGGAAGCAGGAGAUGUCUAAUAAAAUUAAUCAGGACACAGCAUGGUACAACAAGCCUGUGGGAAGUUAUCAUGUCAGAGAUGCUAAUAAGUAUAUACCACCACCUGGAAGGAAGAGUCCUCCAUCGAUGAACAAGAAGUGGGUCUUUCCUCGUGGGCCAUCAGAGAAUGCAAAUGCAGCGGUGGGAGGAGGAAGAUGGAGUCAAAGGCAGACACAACAACAACCAGCGAUGAAGGCAGGGUGGGUGGGAGAAAGUGGUGACAUGUUCCUGAGACCUACACAGCCUCCCAAUCCCUACUCUAGAAGAAUCGCUGGUUAAUGGCCAAAGUGUCUUUCCUUAUGACCCACACUCAUCAUCAUCUACUACUACCGGAGUGUCCAAGUCGAAAGUAUGAAAGACUGUUGAUUUACCUCUUAUUUGUGUUUCUCCUUCCUAAAACUCCCUUGUUUAUCUAUGGAUCUUUCGUCGUUCUGUUCUCGACUUUUUGAAUUUUAAGCGUCGGAUGUAUGGAGUUUUCUUUUCAUUUCGCAAUAAAGCUCUCGACUUUUGGACCAA